Pteropus alecto (black flying fox) is the source of this 969-nucleotide messenger RNA. Its product is annotated as olfactory receptor-like protein OLF4. Gene Ontology annotation, molecular function: olfactory receptor activity; G protein-coupled receptor activity. Lineage: Eukaryota; Metazoa; Chordata; Mammalia; Chiroptera; Pteropodidae. Gene Ontology annotation, cellular component: membrane. Gene Ontology annotation, biological process: G protein-coupled receptor signaling pathway. The transcript has a single exon. The coding region runs from base 1 to 969 and encodes 322 amino acids. The record is from RefSeq and is a predicted model, not a curated record.
AUGGAACCAGGGAAUCUUACACAAAUUUCAGAAUUUCUUCUUCUGGGAUUUUCAGAGAAACCAGAAUUGCAGCUUCUGAUAUUUGGGCUUUUCCUCUCUAUGUACCUGAUCACUGUGUUUGGAAACCUACUCAUCAUCCUGGCCGUCAGCUCAGACUCCCAUCUCCACACGCCCAUGUACUUCUUCCUCUCCAACCUCUCCUUAGUGGACAUCUGUUUCACCUCCACCACCGUUCCAAAGAUGCUGCUGAACAUCCAGACACAGAGCAAAGUCGUCACCUAUGAGGCCUGCAUCACCCAGAUGUAUUUUUUCACACUUUUUGCAGUGUUAGACGUCUUUCUCCUGACUGUGAUGGCCUAUGACCGGUAUGUGGCCAUCUGUCACCCCCUGCACUACAUAGUCAUCAUGAACCCCCGACUCUGUGGACUGCUGGUUCUGGUGUCCUGGAUCAUGUGUAUCCUGAAUUCCUUGUUACAAAGCUUAAUGGCAUUGCGACUGUCCUUCUGUACAAACUUGGAAAUCCCACACUUUUUCUGUGAACUCAAUCAGAUGGUCCAACUUGCCUGUUCUGACACCUUUCUUAAUAACAUGGUGAUGUAUUUUGCAGCUCUCCUGCUUGGUGGUGGUCCUUUUGCUGGGAUCCUUUAUUCAUAUUCCAAGAUUGUUUCAUGCAUACGUGGAAUCUCAUCAGCUCAGGGGAAGUAUAAAGCAUUUUCUUCCUGUGCAUCUCACCUCUCGGUUGUCUCUUUAUUUUAUUGUACUAUGCUAGGUGUGUACCUCAGCUCUGCUGCUACCCACAGCACACACUCAAGUGCCACAGCCUCGGUGAUGUACACCGUGGUCACUCCUAUGCUGAAUCCCUUCAUCUACAGUCUGAGGAAUAAAGACAUCAAACAAGCUCUAAAAGCAUUCUUUGUGAAGGAACCUACAAACAGGCCAAUUGUCCUAAGACCGAAGAAGUGCCCAUGA